Molecule: messenger RNA, 480 nt
Organism: Alternaria burnsii
Lineage: Eukaryota; Fungi; Ascomycota; Dothideomycetes; Pleosporales; Pleosporaceae
Exons: 1
Coding region: 1-480 (159 amino acids)
Source: RefSeq, a predicted model, not a curated record
AUGGAUGAAGACCUCGUCGCUUUCGGCAUCGUGAUGAUGCUCUUCCUCUCUUUCCCCUUCCUCACGGUUCUGAGCAUUACAGGAUGCGUCGCCUACUCCCGAACCAAGACAUGGGACAAAGCGCGUAACCAGCGCGCCGUCGGCCUCGAGUCUUCCAACGGCGAAACCAACCGUCUUGUCUCUGACGAGGCUGAUGAAGAGUCCGAUUUCUACGACACCGACGACGAGGAGGAACACAAGAAGAACAAGGCUGAAGAGGAAGCCGACAAGUACCUUACCUUCAACCAAAAGUUCCGCAAGGAGUUCAGAAAGGUGUGGUCAGGCAAGGGCAAGGGCGAUAUCAUCAAGCAGAAGGAGCGCGAAGAGCGCAGGAAGUUGGCCAAGGCAGUCGCAAGGGAGAUGGACCGCAGGGAGAGGAGGAAGGCGAAGGCUGCCGCUAAGGCGCAGUCCGAGGACUUGCCGGCAUACACCAAGGCGUAG